GCCAGUGUGCCGACGUACGGAGAACGCAGGCUGCUUUCGAUCGGUGUUGGUGUACAGUGUCGUAGUUGGGCGAACAAAAAACAGACAGGGUUGAGCACGUUGUAUUCCGGGAGUUAGAUUGUUGGUUUGGUUGCGUAGUCUUAAUUGGUGCAAGAUGUUCCAUCUGAAAACUUUAGCCAAGUCGUCGGCUGCGUUGAAGCAAGGUGUAGACGUCCAGGGUGCCUUGGCUCGUGCAGUACCAGCCGCAAUUCAAGCUCGUAAUUUCGCCGAUCAUCAAAUACCGGACAGGUUGAAAGAUGUGCCUACCGCGCCAAAUCCAAAAUUCUUCGACAUGGUUGAGUAUUUCUUUCAUCGCGCUUGUCAGAUCGUCGAGGAUAAGCUAGUCGAGGAUAUUGGAAAAGGAUCAAAGCUUAGCGUCGAGGAUCGCAAGAAAAAGGUCAAGGGUAUCCUUAUGCUUAUGCAGCCCUGCGAUCACAUCUUGGAAACAUCCUUCCCGCUUAGACGUGAUUCUGGCGACUAUGAGAUGAUCACUGGCUAUCGUGCUCAGCAUUCCACUCAUCGAACACCUUGCAAGGGAGGUAUCCGUUUUUCAAUGGAUGUUUGCCGGGACGAGGUAAAAGCCCUGUCUGCUCUGAUGACGUUCAAAUGUGCCUGCGUGGAUGUACCGUUUGGUGGCGCUAAGGCUGGUAUCAAGAUCAACCCCAAGGCUUACUCCGAGCAUGAGCUGGAAAAAAUCACCAGAAGAUUCACCUUGGAGUUGGCCAAGAAGGGAUUCAUUGGACCUGGUGUUGAUGUACCUGCACCUGAUAUGGGCACUGGAGAACGUGAAAUGUCCUGGAUUGCUGACACCUAUGCCAAGACAAUUGGACACUUGGAUAUCAAUUCCCAUGCUUGCGUUACUGGUAAACCAAUCAAUCAGGGUGGAAUUCAUGGAAGAAUCUCUGCAACUGGACGUGGUGUCUUCCACGGUCUUGAAAAUUUCAUUAACGAAGCUAAUUAUAUGAGUAUGAUUGGUACUACACCUGGAUGGGGAGGCAAGACAUUCAUUGUCCAAGGUUUUGGUAACGUGGGUCUUCAUUCUAUGCGCUACUUGCAUCGUGCUGGAGCAGUCUGCAUUGGAGUAAUCGAACACGACGGUUCUAUCUUCAAUCCUGAGGGCAUUGACCCCAAGCAACUGGAAGAUUAUCGUAUCGAAACUGGUAGCAUUGUUGGCUUCCCUGGUGCGAAACCUUACGAAGGCGAAAACCUUAUGUACGAACCCUGCGACAUCUUCAUUCCCGCUGCAAUUGAAAAAGUUAUUACAAAGGACAACGCUGGACGUAUCCAAGCUAAGAUCGUCGCCGAAGCUGCUAACGGACCCACCACGCCCGCUGCUGACCAAAUUCUCAUUGAGAGGAACAUCCUUGUUAUUCCCGACUUGUAUAUUAACGCUGGUGGUGUAACCGUAUCAUUCUUUGAAUGGUUGAAGAAUCUGAACCACGUAUCUUACGGUCGACUCACCUUCAAGUACGAACGAGAAUCCAACUAUCAUCUACUCGAAUCCGUGCAGCAGUCGCUUGAACGAGAAUCGGUCCAGGAGUCUCUUGAACGCAGGUUUGGACGCGUUGGCGGUCGCAUCCCCGUUACACCUUCAGAAGCCUUCCAGAAACGUAUUUCCGGUGCUUCCGAAAAGGACAUCGUCCAUUCCGGUCUGGACUACACCAUGGAACGGUCUGCCAGGGCCAUUAUGAAGACUGCGAUGAAAUUCAAUCUCGGUCUUGACCUGAGGACAGCUGCUUACGCGAACUCUAUUGAGAAAAUCUUCACCACUUACUCCGAGGCUGGUCUCGCUUUCUAAGAACACUAGUCAUCCGAUAAAACGACAAGUUAAUAAACUGGAAAAGCAAUGAGCUUGUUAAGCUAUGCCGAUGAUCAACGGCGUGGGUAUUCAGUAUUUCGAUAAUCUUUCUCCAUUGGCAAUUUUCACUACUGCCGAUAAAAACUCCUUUACAGUGUUAAGAAAUGAUCUAAACGUCUCAGAUCGUUGACGUCACUUCUCCUUACUCAUACUUCCUUUGCCUUUUCCGGGGAAGGUGUUCACAAGAUAUUCGCGAGAUACACCUAAUGCACGACAACGUAUUUAACGUCGGGAACAGUACCAUCAUACGUUUUCUCUAAAACUAAUCAUGUGAGAGAUGCGAUGAAGACGCAGGACGUUAAAUAUUUAUAUAUUUCACUUUUUAUCAAGAAAUCAUUGCUUUUAAUGAAAAUGAUCAUGAAAUUGUUAAUGAAACAUGGGUUUAUCCAUUUUAUAUUAACUUAUAUUUAUUUGGCCUGGAGUACACUGUGCUUCUUCUAUUUAGAGAAAAGGUAUCCGACGUUAUUUAUUGGUGGGAACCCAUUUGUACUGAUCCGUCAAGCGCUGUGUAUUAUUGCAGAGCGUAAUAUUGUUACAUGGCCGCAAACUUAUGUUAAUAAAUGUACACCGAAAA
This is a messenger RNA of Cephus cinctus (wheat stem sawfly), 2471 nucleotides long. RefSeq names its product glutamate dehydrogenase, mitochondrial. Gene Ontology annotation, molecular function: L-glutamate dehydrogenase (NAD+) activity. The transcript has 8 exons. NCBI's taxonomy places the organism in Eukaryota, Metazoa, Arthropoda, Insecta, Hymenoptera, Cephidae. Gene Ontology annotation, cellular component: mitochondrion. The record is from RefSeq and is a predicted model, not a curated record. Gene Ontology annotation, biological process: L-glutamate catabolic process. Bases 155 to 1837 code for a protein of 560 amino acids.